CUCACUUGUCAGACAACCAAGGUAACACCUGUCCACGCGGCCAUGUUUGGGUUCGGGAAGCCAGAGAAGACGCCUCGAGAGCAAGCGAAGGAGGCGAAGCGAGGCAUUUCGCAGAGCCAGAGGGAACUUGAGAGGGAGAAGAUGGCGCUGGAACGGCAGGAGAAGCUGCUCAUUGCAGAUAUCAAGCGGGCCGCGAAGGAAGGCAACAACGGCGGGACCAAGAUCUUAGCCAAGCAGUUGAUUCAACUGCGGCAGCAAAAGGACAAGAUGACGAUGAUGAAGAGCAACUUGGGAAGCAUCGGGUUGCAAACCACGAGCAUGGCGGCACAGAUGACGAUGGUCUCGGCCAUGGAAAAGUCCACCAAGACCAUGGCCGCCACGAACAAGCAAAUGGACAUGAAUCGGUUCCAACAGGUUAUCAUGGACUUUGAAAAGCAGAGCGAAAUGAUGGGUAUGCGGGAAGAAAUGCUCGACGACACACUCAUCGACGCCUUUGACGACGAAGAAGUCGAAGCAGAGGGCGACGCAGUGGUGGACCAAGUUCUCACCGAGAUUGGAUUGGAUCUGGCGUCUCUCAUGGCAGACGCGCCGACCCGCCAAGCCAAUGCCGCCGCCACCCGCUUCGACAACCUCCUUCCGGACGCGGCGUUGUUGCCCCCGCCGACCAAAGUAUCGGCCCAGUCGUUGCAUUAACAUAUAUAUCCAUCACGCUCUUUCAAUCUUGUCGACA
Aphanomyces astaci is the source of this 730-nucleotide messenger RNA. RefSeq lists its product as hypothetical. The coding region runs from base 43 to 693 and encodes 216 amino acids. Lineage: Eukaryota; Oomycota; Saprolegniomycetes; Saprolegniales; Verrucalvaceae. The record is from RefSeq and is a predicted model, not a curated record. The transcript has 4 exons. Gene Ontology annotation, biological process: late endosome to vacuole transport; protein transport; endosome transport via multivesicular body sorting pathway. Gene Ontology annotation, cellular component: multivesicular body; ESCRT III complex.